Molecule: messenger RNA, 972 nt
Organism: Anthostomella pinea
Lineage: Eukaryota; Fungi; Ascomycota; Sordariomycetes; Xylariales; Xylariaceae
Source: the annotation of a GenBank genome assembly
AUGCCUGGCGUGACAGCGUCAUCCGCUCACGGGCGCUCCCGCGAACCGGCUGGGCAUGGAGGGCACCUCGCCGGCUGCAUAAAAUGGUUGCCUCACAAGGAGAAGUUGACCGUGGUGGACGCCGAGAUCGACGAUAACAUCGUUCGGCGGCCUCGAUCUCGAGAGCAAACACCCCAACAGCCAAAGAACGAGGCUUGGCUAUUUGCCCAUCGCACCGUGCAGCCCACACCCGGACAAUGGGAAGCUGCUGCGUCUUCGAGACCCAUCGGCGCAGAUGAGGAAGACUUCGUAUGUGAACACGGGAUCACAGCGGUCUAUUCGGUUGAAGUCGUUGGGCCCUAUGACCGAAGGGGGCCUGGGUACUUCCUUUCGCCUUCCUCAUACCAGGAGCUCAUCGAUUUUCCUGCUCCGAGUCCUCAUCCCCUCUCGCACACCCUGCCUUCAGAACAUCUUCUUCCAGCACGAAUCGACAACAACCUGAGACAGGACGCAACACCAUCCUCCGCCACCUACACGACCCGGUUGGAGAUAGCUAGGGAAUACGAGCGUCGCCAUGGCACCCUGCGCCAACCUCACGUAGAGCACCAGGCCAGAGGUCCUCGUAGCACUGCUUACAGCCACACACAUCACAGGAAUGAACGACAGAGCCUGCUACCCAUAAGCAACGAUUACCCUCCUCUCUCAUACGGUACUUACUCAACGUCCCCCAGGCCGAUUGUGAUUAGAGGUAGCUACGAGGGCCCACCCACCGAGCCGUUCGACCGGGGUAAGUUUUGGAAGAGAGUGAAGAUGGCAGUCUGGAUCUUGGCGGCGCUGUCCGUAUCGUACGGGACGUACCGCGGCGUCUGCUGGACUGUCGACGUCGUCAAGAGUGCUGUGGCGUGGUGCAAGGACGGGGUUCGUGUGGAGGACAAGGCCGGGGAUUUAUGGUUAUCGGUGACCAAGGCGUUCAGGUCGCUCAACUUGGUCUGA